Messenger RNA from Camellia sinensis, 900 nucleotides. The record is from RefSeq and is a predicted model, not a curated record. NCBI's taxonomy places the organism in Eukaryota, Viridiplantae, Streptophyta, Magnoliopsida, Ericales, Theaceae.
AUGGAAGUCACAAGCACUGGCUUAGUUCAGGCAGUAACAGAAACUGAUUAUGAUAGAAAGAGUGAACUAAAAGCCGUCGAUGACUCUCAAGCUGGAGUUAAGGGCCUCCUUGAUGCCGGGGUGACAAAGAUACCAAAAAUCUUUGUCAAUGGCCACAACCAGCUUCGCUCUGAUCAGGGACGGAUCGUGGGACAGGUUACACACUUGUGCAUGAACUGGGGAUUCUUUCAAGUGAUCUGUCAUGGAAUUCUGGUUAGUGUCAUGGAUGGGAUGAUUGAUGGGGUACGGAGGUUUCAUGAACAAGACAUUGAGGUGAGGAAACAAUACUAUUCCCACGAUCUCAAUGCCAGGAGGUUUUUGUAUUGCAGCAACUUUGAUCUGUUCGAAGCGCCAAUGGCUAAUUGGAGGGAUACCAUGUCUUGUUUUAUGGCUCCUCAUCCACCUGAUCCUGAGGAAUUGCCUGCUGUUUGCAACUAUGUGAUAGACAUAAUGUUUGAGUACACAAGGCAAGCAAUGAGAUUGGGAUGUGGUCUUUCUGAAUUAUUAUCUGAGGCUCUUGGGUUAAACCCGAACCAUUUAAAAGAGGUGGGUUGUGCUCUGUCAUCAAUAUUGUCCGACAAUUACUACCCUGCUUGCCCUGAAUCGGAUUUGACUUUGGGAGCUAGCAGCCACACUGAUUCUGCCUUCAUGACCAUCCUUCUACAAGACCAAAUAGGUGGCCUCCAAGUUCUUCACCAGAAUCAGUGGGUUGAUUUUAUCUAUAAGCCAGAAGUCGUUGAUAAUAGCUACUUGUAUCAUAUUGUGCUUAUGGAUAUACUACAUAUAGGUGGUGAUAAUCGGAUUGAUCCGUUAGCCGUAGCAAUUCACGACCCACACUAUGUCGGUGAAACUGAAAGGUAG